UAUAAAUCCUAAAAUAGAUUUAUAUAUAUAUAUAUAUAUAGUUAAUUUAAAAUGUGUCGAGUUAGACUUUUAUAAAUUACAAAACACUCCAAUAUUAACUGUUGAUUUUUGAACCACCCUAUUCUCAUUCUUUUUCUUCAAAGUGGUAUUAUACUUAUCUUUUUUCAAAAAGUGGCCCUUUAAUAUUUCAAAAAAGAAAAACAUAAAAAGAUGGCCCUUUAAUCUUAUAUGCGCUUUCUUUUUUUUGUUCUGAUGUGGACUUAUUAUUAUUAUUAUUAUUUUCUUAUUCAUUUUCAGCACUCCCGCUCAACUCAAAUGACUUCUUCAGUUUGUUCUUUAGAACCCAAACCCAAAAUCUCUGUUACUGGGCUUGCCAUUUAAUCCCAAUGAUGGAACAGUUUUAUCCUUUUUCAUUUUUAUCAUUUCCAACAAGAAUCUUAGAAUUGACUGUAUUGACAUGUGGGUGCAUAUUAUUUUCCUGGUAAGUAUACUUUCCACGGGGGAAGUAGAGCAUACUAAACCAACCAAUUCUACCAAGAAUGGAAGAGAAGAGUCCACUCAUUUUCAGUACAAAAGCUACAUAUAGUUCCAUCUAUGGCAUCUUCAAAUUCAUCUUCUAUAUUCUCAAAAUUCUCUACAAAUAUCUCUCAUAUUAUCAAAAUUUGAAAUAUGGUUACUGAAUCAGAUCAGCUUCACAUCUUUCUCUUCCCUUUAAUGGCAUCAGGUCACACUCUUCCAUUUUUAGACCUAGCUAGACUCUUUGCACAAAGAGGUGCUAAAAUCACUAUUAUCACUACUCCUGCAAAUGCACCUCGCAUCACAACAAUACAAACAACUAAAGAUUCAGCCGCCCAAAUAAGCCUCAAGAUCAUCAAUUUCCCUUCCAAGGAAGCUGGCUUACCUGAAGGCAUUGAAAGUCUUGAUAUGCUAUCUGAUUAUCAGCUUCGUGGCAAGUUCUUUGCUGCUCUAACUUUACUUCAAGAACCUUUAGAGCAAGCCAUACAAGAGUUGAAUCCACAUGCAAUCGUAGCAGACGUGUUCUUUCCAUGGGCUACUGAUUUAGCAGCCAAGUAUGGAAUCCCAAGGUUAAUCUUCCAAAUAAGUAGCUUCUUUUCCUUGUGUUGUUUCGCUAAUCUUGAAGAACACCAGCCUCACAAGAAUGUAUCUUCUGAUACUGAGUUGUUUAGCUUGUCUGGUUUUCCUGAUCAGAUAAAGUUUACAAGAUCGCAACUCCCCGAUAGCUUUACAGAAGAAAAUCCAAAUGCUUUUCUUAGAUUGAUAAUCAGUACUCAUGAAGUAGAGAAAAGAAGCUAUGGAGUGAUUGUUAAUAGUGUUUAUGAGUUGGAACUUGCAUAUGCUGAUUAUUACAGGAAUACUUUGGGAAGAAGAGCUUGGCAUAUAGGGCCUGUUUCGCUUUGCAAUAAGAAUUUUCAAGAAAAGUCGCAUAGGGGGAAGAAAUCAAGCAUUGGUGAAGAUGAGUGUAUGAAAUGGCUUGAUUCAAAGAAACCCAAUUCUGUUCUUUACGUAUCAUUUGGUACAGUAACAAAGUUUUCUGAUUCCCAGCUACAUGAGAUAGCAAUAGGCCUUGAAGCUUCAGGGCAGGACUUUAUCUGGGUUGUAAGGACAGAAGGAACUGAAAAAGAUAAUGAAGAAAAAUGGUUGCCUGAUGGAUAUGAGAAAGGAAUGGAAGGAAAGGGACUAAUUAUAAGAGGAUGGGCACCUCAAGUUUUGAUUCUUGAUCAUGGUGCAAUUGGUGGUUUUGUUACUCAUUGCGGAUGGAACUCUACUUUAGAAAGUAUAUGUGCUGGUCUGCCAAUGGUAACAUGGCCCAUUUUUGCUGAUCAGUUUUUUAAUGAGAAGUUAAUAACUGAUAUUUUGAAGAUUGGAGUUGGUGUUGGGGUCCAAAAAUCAAAAGCACUGGUUGGGGAUUAUGUGGAGAGUGAAAAGAUAGAGAAGGCAGUGAAGGAGAUAAUGAUGGGUGAGAAAACAGAGGAAUUUAGGACCAGAGCCAACAAUUUUGGGGAAAUAGCAAGGAGGGCUAUUCUAGAUGGGGCCUCAUCUUAUAAUGAUUUGGGUGCUUUAAUUGAAGAAUUAAGAUCUUAUCAAGCAUGAGGAUUGCAGCAAUAUUUAUGUCCCUAUGCCUAAUUCCUGAUGUAUUAGUACCUUGUCAGUGAAAUUUUACAUGCAAUAACAUGCCUUAUGCAUUGCGAAUAAGAUUCAACUUGUUGUAGUUCUUUCUAAUUUUUAAUUCAUUUAGAUUGGAAUGUCAAA
Ricinus communis (castor bean) is the source of this 2271-nucleotide messenger RNA. RefSeq names its product scopoletin glucosyltransferase. Lineage: Eukaryota; Viridiplantae; Streptophyta; Magnoliopsida; Malpighiales; Euphorbiaceae. Gene Ontology annotation, molecular function: UDP-glycosyltransferase activity. The transcript has a single exon. The coding region runs from base 670 to 2112 and encodes 480 amino acids. The record is from RefSeq and is a predicted model, not a curated record.